Messenger RNA from Mauremys reevesii (Reeves's turtle), 6208 nucleotides. It is a transcript of the gene ARMC8, whose product is annotated as armadillo repeat containing 8. Lineage: Eukaryota; Metazoa; Chordata; Testudines; Geoemydidae. Gene Ontology annotation, cellular component: GID complex. The coding region runs from base 1372 to 3516 and encodes 714 amino acids. The record is from RefSeq and is a predicted model, not a curated record. Gene Ontology annotation, biological process: proteasome-mediated ubiquitin-dependent protein catabolic process. Gene Ontology annotation, molecular function: protein binding. The transcript has 24 exons.
GGAAACAACAAACAAAAAGCGAACUUGAUUGUUUUGGGAGCAGUUCCAAGGUGAAGCUCACAAUCUUCUUCGAAAUCACUUCUCUUUUUGAAUAUCACUUCAAGAUAAAGAAAAAGAACAAAACUAGACCCAAACUUCCUUUUUAUAGUACCAUUUCUCUGUAUUCACCAUAUGCAUUUCCUUGGAGAUCUCCUCUUAUCCAUUGCACAAAGGUCCAAUGACAAACAUCUCAAAGGACUGGAACAAGAAAUUUGGAUGCCCAUCUCAGCAAGUAGUGUGUUCCUCUGUGUAGCAUCUCCUAGAGAAUAAUGCUAAACUUUCAACUAAUCUUGACCAAGUUACAGCUGAUAAAAUUCCUCAUCUUUUUAUGAAAUUUGGUAUACAGCUCUUUUUAAGUAAUCUUUUAAACAGCUUGUGAGCCAAGAGCCACCAAUUAGUGGUCAAGCCUUGCUACUCCCAAUCGUUCCAACAGUGUUAGAAGGCUGCUUGACUCACAAGUGGGGGACAAAGUCAGUUUCUUGGCAGUACCAGCUGGCAUUCAAUCGUGAACUAAUUGCAGCGUGUCAAGAUGGAGCAGUUACAGAUCAUCCAAUGAGACAUGAAGGCUCUUCAGUUCCUUGGUGAAGACAGCGUAAUCAUGGAAUUUAUGGAAACAAGACAUCGGAAGGGUGAUGUUGAGGAAGGUGCCAAAGUAAUACUUCACCAGAAAUGUCCAAGAGAUGACAGGCAGUGAUUUGAAGUAAAAGUUCUCAAGAUAGGAGAUUUUUCUCUUCUUUCAAGAGCAUUGGAGAUGUUGUGAUGACUUUGAGAUGGGACAAAAAAAGUCAAAAGAAAGCAAAGUAAAAUGAAAAUGUAGCUGAGAGAAUAGAACAAAAUCAGGGCCAUUGUUGGAAACCCAGUCCAGGAAAUCUUGGAGUGCUGGAAGAGGAGAAAAUGUAUCAUGAACACAGGGAUUGGAAGUCUGAGGGCAUGGAAGUUCCUGGAAUAUAUCAAGAAUGCCAUCCUCAACCUGGACAGGCUUAAGCUACCAUCCUAUGUAGAUGUGUUUGAUUUCCUGGACACCAUCACUGCCAUAUGAGGAUGAGGUGCUCAUCAGUAUACUGACCACGGAGUUGCAGAGAUAAACCUGAGAAAAUCAGAUUCUACAUGCCCAUUUGGGGAAAGAGCUCAAGAAACUAAGUAGGAAGUUGAAACAAUUGAGUCCAAAGCGUGGGCAUGGACUCAGGAAUGGUAGCCAGGGGCGAUUAUGUUGCAAGAAUUUGCUGUUGGGCUUCCUGCCUUUCUUAUCUUGCAGUGAUGGACUUACCAGGGAUAUUGCAAACUGAAGAUUGAGUGAACAAGGACAUCAGUGUCUUCAGUGGUUUCUCCUAGAUGUCUGCUCUACUAUUGCCUGCGCACAGCAUUCUUCAUCUGUGGCUGCUGAAACUUUUCUGCCCUACGUGUAUUCUCAUCCCCAGUUUUGAUGAUGAGCUGGAGUUCACUAGUGUAGAGCUGAAUGUUAUUGUUUUGGAAGUCACAAAAAAACAAACAAGAUCUUCAGAAACAGCACUGCUGAAGCCUACUGCAAAUAGCCGAGAAAAGCCAGUGUACAGUUGGUCAAUGGAAAAUCUCUACUAUUCGAGAACUUUGUUGCUGUAUUUACUUCAGCAAGAAACCUCCAGCACAGAACUGAGAACUGAAUGUGCGGUAGUGCUAGGAAGCCUUGCGAUGGGUACAGAAAACAAUGUCAAAUCUCUACUAGACUGCCAUAUUAUCCCAGCCUUAUUGCAAGGAUUGCUGUCACCAGAACUGAAGUUUAUUGAAGCUUGCCUCCGAUGUCUUCGUACCAUUUUUACCAGCCCAGUAACUCCAGAGGAACUAUUGUAUACAGAUGCUACAGUUAUCCCCCACCUCAUGGCACUGCUUAGUAGGUCUCGAUAUACACAAGAAUACAUAUGUCAGAUCUUCUCACAUUGCUGCAAACUUCGACACUGGCAUAGCUGCGGCUUUAAAUCGUCGCCUCAGCCACUUCUGUGUGCCAAUGGUCCAGAUCAUCAGACAAUCUUGUUUAACCAUGGAGCAGUUCAGAAUAUUGCUCACCUAUUAAGUUCCACGUCCUACAAAGUUCGAAUGCAAGCAUUGAAAUGCUUCUCAGUUCUAGCCUUUGAAAACCCCCAGGUAUCAAUGACUCUUGUAAAUGUUUUGGUUGAUGGAGAAUUAUUACCACAGAUUUUUGUGAAGAUGUUACAAAGGGACAAGCCUAUUGAAAUGCAGCUCACAUCAGCCAAAUGCCUUACUUACAUGUGCAGAGCAGGAGCAAUCCAGACAGAUGAUAACUGCAUUGUUUUAAAGACACUGCCAAGUUUGGUUCGGAUGUGUAGUAAGGAAAGAUUGCUGGAAGAACGAGUAGAAGGAGCCGAAACACUUGCCUAUCUAAUUGAAACAGAUGUUGAGCUGCAGAGAAUCGCCAGUAUUACAGACCAUCUUAUUGCAAUGCUUUCUGACUACUUCAAGUAUCCCAGCUCAGUCAGUGCAAUCACCGAUAUCAAAAGGCUUGACCAUGAUUUAAAGCAUGCUCACGAACUGCGCCAGGCUGCGUUCAAGCUGUAUGCUUCACUUGGAGCAAAUGAUGAAGACAUCCGGAAGAAGAUCAUUGAGACUGAAAAUAUGAUGGACCGAAUUGUGAAUGGCUUGUCUGAGUCUAGUAUCAAGGUGCGGCUAUCUGCAGUCAGAUGUUUGCACAGUUUGUCCCGGUCUGUGCAGCAGCUACGGACGAGUUUCCAGGAUCACGCCGUAUGGAAACCCUUAAUGAAGGUUUUACAGAAUGCUCCAGAUGAAGUCCUGGUGGUAGCAUCUUCCACACUAUGCAACCUACUCCUUGAAUUCUCUCCAAGCAAAGAGCCUAUUUUAGAAUCAGGAGCCAUAGAACUUCUAUGUAGUUUAACCCAGAGUGAAAAUCUUGCUUUGCGAGUGAAUGGCAUUUGGGCUUUAAUGAACAUGGCAUUUCAAGCAGAACAAAAGAUCAAAGCAGACAUCUUACAAGGUUUGAGUACAGAACAAUUAUUCCAGUUACUCUCUGAUUCAGAUGUAAACGUGCUAAUGAAAACUUUGGGACUGCUCAGAAAUCUUCUGUCUACUCGCCCACAUAUAGACCAGAUAAUGAGCACCCAUGGAAAGCAAAUCAUGCAAGCAGUGACUCUUAUUUUGGAAGGGGAGCACAAUAUCGAGGUCAAGGAGCAGACAUUAUGUAUACUUGCCAACAUAGCAGAUGGAACAACAGCAAAAGAACUCAUUAUGACCAAUGAUGACAUCUUGCAGAAAAUUAAGUAUUACAUGAGUCAUUCGAAUGCUAAACUUCAGCUUGCUGCCAUGUUUUGCAUAUCUAAUCUCAUAUGGAAUGAAGAAGAAGGUUCACAAGAACGCCAAGAUAAACUACGAGAUAUCGGAAUAGUAGAUAUUCUACACAAACUGAGUCAGUCAUCAGAUCCAAAUCUUUGUGACAAGGCGAAGACAGCACUCCAGCAGUAUCUUGCAUGAUCAAAGACUGAGUGAAUAAUUGGACACCCCUCGUGUGUUUAAGGACUAAAAGGAAAUAGCCUCAACUGAUUCCUUAUAUUUGCACAAGUCACCUUGGGCUGCAUUUCUCUCAGGUGCAGGGAGCUGCUUUGCAGAAACAGUUUAGGUGAUCAGGUCUCCAAUGCACUUGAACUUUCUUGAGGUAGUUCUUUACUCAGAGGACUAUUGUGGGGGGGGGUUGUUUUUGUGUUUUUUCUUGAGCUACCUGGACUCUCUAAUAGAACAAUCAAUCAUCAUUUUCUUUUGGGCCUACAAUUUUCUGCUUUUGCUGCAGCCUGCGUGUGUGUUUGGGUGUAUGUGUGAGUGUGAUACCUCAGAAUUUUGUUUUCCUUUUUUGUGUGAAAAUCUUUUUCUAUACAUUUUCAAGGGUUAACCAUUGUUUGCUGUAUGAAUAAUUAAUUAUAUACAGUUUGAAUGAAAUGUUAUUUAAAAAAAACACACUGUAUCCCAUAAAGUUUAUUUUGAAUUUUGAACAGAUGAAUGUUUUUAAGUAAAACAUAUGCAUUUCUGAACCUAAGCUUAACUUAUAUUCCUUUUUGAAGAAAGAAAUUGAGGAAUACAGUAGACUCAAAUAACAGCCAGCACAUUUUGUGCUAUGAAAAAAUCUAAGAGAUAGCAUUUUACUGCCCCACAAUCAACAGGUACUGAUGUCAUUUUCAGCUCAGCAGAAUGGGUCAAAAGGAUUGUUUGGGGUUUUUAAAUUUUUAGAAGACAAGGGUGGACUCUCACUCUCACCAAUUGUAUAAGUGUUGUGUUGACCUUCUGCCAAAAAGAAAUAGGUGGAUGUAAUAUCAGCACUGGCUUGGGGGAAUGAGCCUAUUGCUAUGAAAUCCAAGAUCUUGCUGAGAUUAUUGCUGAAAGAUUGGCUUGUCUCAGUGAUAAAGAACUCCAGCUGACUAUGACACCAAGAUACGUCAAACGGGUAGCAGCACGUUGCAAGACUUGUACUUUCAAGAUACCAAGAGGGCCUGGCAAGUUGUGGCUUAAGGGACUUGUUUGGUCAUACCUGUACCUCCAGAUUCAGUUCACUGCUAUAUAAAAUAUUUCUCCAUAAUAUUAUCUUAAUAGGUUAGAUUACAGGAGAAUGGACACAUUAUUAGAAAAUUAUCUCCCAGUGACAUUGCUAUAGUAAUAGCAAUAUAUAUACAGACAUAUCCAGGAAUUCAUAUACAUGGAUAAUAGCCCAGAUUUUACUGCAUUUAAAGGAUCAGGUUAUCAAAACCUGGCCUUUGCCUGUGUGCCUACAAUUUGUGGGCACCUAAAAUUGUGGCUUUAGUUAUUUGUAGAAACAGCAUUUACCUUCCUCAUUGCAGUCAGAUACUUGGACUACUAAAAAGCUGAAAUUAUGACUAAUUAAAUUGUGGUGAAAUAUUGUGUCUGCAAGAAUUUAUAUCCACUCAAUUGUGGGCAGGGAAAGGGAAAACCAUUUAAGAUUAUGCUGAAAAUCAGACCCUACAUUAUUACUGAAUUCAGCUUCAGGAGUUAAAUGUGUGUAGAAAGAAGUGAGUGCAGCAAUAAGCUCUCCCAGACUGCAAUUCAGGGCUACUACUUUCCUCCUGCAGUACAUUUACCAUCUGCUUCCUGGUUUUCAGUUUAGGGAAUGGCGUUAAUAGAGUCAAAAUCCCCACACGCUAUGUCUACUUAGCACUAAAGGGCAAACUGAAGAAUUCAACUCUACCUUAAAAAUCUCCUUUUGCAGUUUGAGCUUCAGGUCGAAAGGACAGGACUGUAACUUGACUAACCAGUUUUCAAAAAUGUAAUCUCAAACCUUUAUCCUUAUUUCUAAGCAGUGUCAGAUUAUAAUGGCCUUACUUUUGUGAGUGGUCCUAUUAAUCUAAUGGAAACUAUUUGUGUGAGCAAAAGGUGAUCACAGUUUGGCCCAGAGUUUGAAUGUUAUGUAUUGUAGCACUGUUACCAUUUGGUUGCAAAGGAAAAUACAAUUUUACAUAAGUUUAAUGUAAUUGUUUUCCCACUCUGAAAAUCAUAUAAAAGUGAGCACCUAACAUUUUUUCCAAUGUGGACAUGGCAAUAAGUGAGUGGCCAUUUCUUAUUAUUGCUAAAAGUCUUUGGUAAUGGGUCUGCACAGAGAGGCAAGUAUGAAUAUGUGAGAACCUGAUAAAUAUCUAGUAUCUCAGAAAUAAAAGCCUUAUUUAAAAAGUAAAAUGAACCAUAGUUUUGGUAGCACUGAGAAAACACUUCCUUGGUUAAACUUUAUAUACACGUGGGGGCUAAAUUUUCAAAAUAGCCUGAGCUUGAACUCUAAAUUUACACUCCUGAUAUUUUGUGCGCACAUUUUCAUAUGCUCAAGUUUUUGCAUGCCCCUCUACUCACAUCUGCAAAUCUGAGUUUGUGUUCAAAAACUUGGAUGACUAAAAUUGUACACAAAAGUGUGCAAAUUUAGGUGUGCAUGUUUAGAGACUUUUUUUUUUAAAUGUGGCCCUAAAUGUACCAGAAAACUUAAAAAUGAUGCUCAGACAAUCUGGAUACUGCAUGGGGGAAAAAGUCAACAUUUUCCAUAAUAUCAAGCUGAUAGGUCAAAUGUCCAAUGAAAUAACAUUUUUACAUUCAGUUAAGCUUUGUGAAUAAUUUUUGAUGUUGCUGUAGGUAUGUACAAAUAGAAAACAUAAAUACUGUAAAUAAAUAAAAAGUACUU